AUGGGCAGGAAGAACAAUUUCGACAAUAUGUCCUCCUCGGAUUCGGAUUCCGAGUCCUCCUCCACGCCUUCGCCCCGCCGCAAUCGUCGUGAGCGGCGAUCCCACAAGAGGACGCCCAGUUCCGCAGCUCGACAGCUUCAGGCUCCCGCACUGCAGGCCGCCGCCGGAGGUGCUUCGGAAGACAAGAAAAAAAAGUCAAAAGUUCCACCACAGGAGAGCAUAGACGAGAUCUGGGAGAAGUUCUCGCAAAAGAAAUUCAGUAAAGCCUUGGCAGUGCUUCCCUUCUCUCCCGCUCCGGCGUCGACCGCCACCGAGCGUGGUAAUGAGCUUCUAUGCGCCGGAUAUGAGCGUGCCGCCGAGGAGUGCAGACGCAGAGUGCGCAAGAUCAUUGCAGAAUGCAGGAGGAUCAACAGCCGGUAUCGCGACCCAGGUUGGGACAUCGAUUGGGACUUUAAAUGGGAAAAGGGCCACUGCUUGAACAGCCUCGGGUCAACCAAGUUCGACAUCUGUUCUUCCAACCUCGUAAAUCCUGCGGCGAACAUACCAAAGGCCGUCAAGCGCGUACACGAAAUCUUCAAGAAGCCUACUUUUAUGGAGAGCGUGCUCCCCGGCGACAUCAAACAAGGUAACCUUGGCAACUGCUGGCUCAUCGCAAGCUUGACAGGCUUGGCGAACGUACAAGAUGCGAUCAAGCGUAUUUGCGUGGAAUAUGACACCAAGAUAGGAAUCUAUGGCUUCGUCUUUCACCGUGAUGGCGAGUGGAUUUACUCCAUCAUAGACGACAAGCUCUUCCUCAAGUCACCAUGCUGGGACUCGCCGUCCAUGCAGCGCGUCCUGCUGAAGCAGAUUGACCGAGAGGAUGUCGAAAGUGUCUACCGCGAGACUUACCAGACCGGAUCGAAGGCGCUUUUCUUCGGUCAGAACAAGGAGCAGAACGAGACAUGGGUCCCGCUUCUGGAAAAGGCCUACGCAAAGGCACACGGCGACUACGCUUGUCUUGCCGGAGGCUGGAUUGGUGAGGCACUGGAGGACUUGUCCGGCGGCGUCACCACCGAGCUUCUCGCCAGUGACAUUUUCGACACAGAUGCCUUCUGGGAAAACGAGAUUAGCAAGGUCAACCAGGAAUUUCUCUUUGGCUGCUCUACUGGUUUGCUUGAUGGUGGCUAUGGUGAACGAGAUGGUAUCUCUGAGGGCCAUGCUUAUGUUCUUAUGGAAGCGAGAACACUCAAGGACGGAACACGCCUCUGCAAGCUCAGGAACCCAUGGGGCCAAGUCAAGAAGGGCAACUGGGAGGGCGCCUGGUCCGAUGGAUCCAAAGAGUGGACCACGGAGGUGAAGCAAGAACUUGACCACACCUUCGGCAGCGAUUCGACCUUUUGGAUCUCCUACGACGACCUCCUGCACAAGUAUCAGCACUUUGACCGCACUCGUCUGUUUCGGGACCCAGACUGGCGAUCGUGUCAGCGCUGGGCCGGGGUCGAAGUCCCCUGGAAGCCACAGUACAACGAGAAAUUCCACAUCAAGCUGACCAGAGAAUCUCCGAUUGUUCUCGUUCUCUCCCAGCUGGAUAUACGGUACUUCCGUGGCUUACAGGGCCAGUACAACUUCCGCCUCCAAUUCCGACUGCAUGAGGAGGGCAGCCCCGGGGCAGAAGACUACAUAGUCCGCAGCCAUGGCAACUACCUCAUGGACCGCAGCGUCUCGGUCGGCUGCCGAGCAUGCUUCCCGGGAAUUACGUGCACGGAGGAAGUCAUCAAACGCGAGUGCAAGGACCGCACGGAGAACGAGAAGCUCGCCCAGGUCGGCGAGGCGUACGAUCUCGCCCAUGCCAAGGCCUCCAAGCACCUGAAAAAGCUGGGCGAGGUCCGAAACAAGGCAGAGGGAACGAAGGCCAGCGAGUCUCGGAGAAAAGAGCGGAGGAAGAACUGGGAGAGAAGGCAGGCCGGGCGAGAUGUCAAGGCGAAGCAAGCAAAGAAGAACGAGGAAAAGAAGAAAAAGCUGAAAGCCGAGAAGAAGGCCAAGGCUGAAGCUGAGAAGAAGGCGGCAGAAGAGAAAGCUGCAAAGCAGGCUGCCGAAAAGAAAAAGCUGGAGGAGGAAAUAGCAGCGACCAAAGCUGCAGAACAGAGGCUCGCGGAGCAAGCGAAGCGCGCCCAGGCGGAAGCCAUGGAGGCUGACAACGCUUCGGUUGCCUCAAGCUCGUCCAGCUCGGGCACAGCACAGUACACGCCCCAGGAUAGCCCGAGGAUUGAGCCUGCCCAGCCUGUGCCAAAUGGACAAGACAAGGUCGAGAUUCCCCGAGCCACCAGCACUGCCACUGCUGCUCCAAGCUCAUAUUCAAGCAAGCCUUCUGUUGCGGGAGAACAGUCGCAGGCUACCUCUGGAAACAAGCCAAUGGAGCUCAAGAUAUCCUGCUGCUCCUGCAGCCACGAGACCAAGAAGGCGCCCGAGGCGGCGGCCGACUCGGACGGCUACUCCUCGGACUCGCCCGUGGAGGAUUAUGAGAACCUCUACGACCCGGACGACACAACCAGCGCCCUGUUAUCGCCCUCCCCAACCACACCCACGUCCAAGGCCAAGGACACCAAGUCUGAGGAUGAAGACGCGGACACGCCCGACCCGUGGAACGCCAUCGCCGUUGUCGGUUUCAGGGUAUACUCCAAGGACAAGGACUUGGAACUGCGCGUCAUCAUGGAGGGCGGGCUCCUGGAACAAGACGGGAUGGGCACCCUCGGCGAGGCCGAUCUUGACAACGGGGUUGCCAAUGCCGGUGGCCAGCGCGGGAAGCAGGAGGAAGGCAGUGGAGGCAAGGACCCCAUGACACCCGACGGGGCCCGGGGAGAUGAGCCUGCGAAGGGCAAGGUCGCGGACAACGGCGGCGGUGACAAGAAAGAAGCUGAUGGAGAUGAGGAAGGCGACGAUUCGUCUGUUGAUGGGGACCGUGUGGCUCACUACCGGACCAUCAUCGAGAGGAAGACGAGCGAGUACGGCCGUGUGGUGGAAGAUAAGGGCGAGGGCGACAGUGGCUCAGUUGAGCCUGUCGACAAAGCCUGA
Diaporthe citri is the source of this 3051-nucleotide messenger RNA. RefSeq lists its product as uncharacterized. Lineage: Eukaryota; Fungi; Ascomycota; Sordariomycetes; Diaporthales; Diaporthaceae. Gene Ontology annotation, molecular function: calcium-dependent cysteine-type endopeptidase activity. The record is from RefSeq and is a predicted model, not a curated record. The transcript has 5 exons. Gene Ontology annotation, cellular component: cytoplasm. Gene Ontology annotation, biological process: proteolysis. Bases 1 to 3051 code for a protein of 1016 amino acids.